Molecule: messenger RNA, 1128 nt
Organism: Bombyx mori (domestic silkworm)
Lineage: Eukaryota; Metazoa; Arthropoda; Insecta; Lepidoptera; Bombycidae
Gene: Fcp3C
Product: follicle cell protein 3C-1
Exons: 4
Coding region: 366-854 (162 amino acids)
Source: RefSeq, a predicted model, not a curated record
GAAAACACAACUAUUAGGCUUAAAUUAAAUUGUAACGAUUAAUAUUAAUUAAAUGAUACUCUUAAUAUUAUCGUCACGUAGAUCGCAUUCUUCAUUAUUCAAUAAUAAAUUAAUUUCGCACAAUCGGGGCACGUUUGGAUGUUCUUACAGAAAAUCGCUGACAGUGUCUAUUUAUGAACAACUUUAAUCGAAUGUAUCACGAUUCUAUUUCAUAUAAAAAGAAAACCAUUUUGUACGGUCACAUUUUAUAGAAAACCGAAAAGGUUAUAUUGUGAUGUGAGAAGCCCGUAACCAAGGUUGAUUUAUUCUUGAGAAAUUUACUUUAAAUUUUACGUAAAAAAAAAACAUUUAAGUGUCUCGAAAAAAUGCAAAGUGGCAAGGGUCUGGUAAUUCUGGCUGCGUGUUUGUGUUUGGUGAUGACUGAAGCUAGAAGGAAACUCAAGAGACAUGACAUAGAAGAAGAGAAAUCCACCGAAGAAUUCGACGAAGAGUACGAUGAUGUCGAGCCGUGUCAGUGUGGGGUGUUCAUGUCCCAGCAAGUGGGCGUCAAAGAAGGUCGACGCGGUAGACCUCGGGGCCCACCUCAAGGAGAGCCUGUCGUCACUUAUGAUACUGAUUCACCCAGUCUACCCUGUGGCUCGGGUGGCUUCAAGCAUUGUAUCAGUACGUGCCUUGAUGUAAUUUUGAAGUAUCUUCCCAAAGCGGGUCCAGUUAUCUGCGGAGCUGUAGAACGCGAUGUCAAUAGGGAAAAGGCCUUCUUGUUUGUGAAAAACUGUGGCGGCGACUGGAUUCCCACUAGCUUUUCUGCCGGCAAAGAAUUCUGCUGCACUAACGGAGAACAUCACAAAUGCUAAUACAAUCAUAAAAAGAUCGGUGAUUAAAAAAAAAAAACUAUUUAUUCUUCAUUUUUGUAUAAGUUGUUUUUAAUUUGUAGCAGUUGUUCGAUGGCAACGGAAUAUGUCGUAAAAUAAGAGAGACAUUAGUAAUUACGCCCACCUACAUCACAUUAUUUAAUCGUUGUAUAUUUUAUUGUUUUGCAUUAAUUAUGUCAGUUAUAAUUUAAUGUGCAUAUCAUUAUUUCCUUAAUGUUUUCUUCUAAUUAAAACCGAGUAAUUAUUUUCAGAGAAA